CCGACAGAAUUGAAAGGGCCGCUUUAAAUGAGGAGCAGCAUGAGCCAAACUGGCCAAGUUUUGACUUUUCUGUUGUCCGAACUUGUGGUAUGCAAAUUCAUAAUCUUCUUGUUUAAAAAUAACGUCAUAGUUGCUUCUCUUUAUGCUUGGAAUAACCUAUUGUGUCUAUGUUCUGACCAGGUCUCUUGUAAGAGAGAGACCUGAUUUAUCAUCAUCAAUAAUAAUAAUAUUCUGUUCAGCUCUACAGCUAAUUUGAAACUCAUGUUCAUUUUAACAUAUUCAAUUUUAGACAACUACAAAGACGCAUUAAAAAUAAUGCAACAAUAUGGAAAGGGCUGCAACACCUCAGACCUGCAAUCUGAGGCAGAGAACGAGGAGCUGCCAGAAAAAAGGAACAGGAAGCCAGUGUAACCAUCGUCUCGGGGACUCAGAUGAUAGCGAAGAAGACCCGGGAAAUAGUGACCUCACAUCUCUGGGGUUGGCAAGCCAAUUGCACAGGCAGACUCCACCGUCUCACCGAGUGCCAGCAAGAGUCAUGAGUACUUGUCAACUCGACUCCUCAACUGGAGAUAACUUUCUAGCACCUCACCAUGGGGAAGGACGCAUUCAUAUGCCUUCACCAGCACCUGCAUUAAACAUGCAGAGAGUUACACAAGGAACGGCAGUCCCUCCUCGACUACCUCCACCCCCCUCACCAGCAGCCCUCAACAUGUGGCAGACAGAGGAGCCUGGAUCCAGCCUGGCCUACAGGCCAACAUGGCGAGGGGAAAGAAUGGCCGACAACAUUUCCUGCUCUGCGCCUGAGGUAAUCCACAUCCUUAGCCUGCUGGAAACUAUUAAGCACAACCAAGACCAGCUGAUUGCGAAGGUGCUGUGAGUAAAAAUGUGUUGACAAGGUCAGCCACGGACGCUGAGGUCACCAAACACGCCAUCAGGUGGUUCAACUUGGCGGGGGAUCGGGCCACGAGGAGACGAGUCCCGCUUCCACCUCCUCAGGAGGAAUAGAGAUGUAUAUGUAUAAAUAAACAACCUUUUAUUGGACUUCUUGUCAUUCACCAGUUAUUCAUUUUCUGAUAUGUUAGCUGUGCAUGGAGCAGCGUUUCCUUGAAGUUGUAGCCUA
Molecule: messenger RNA, 1120 nt
Organism: Entelurus aequoreus (snake pipefish)
Lineage: Eukaryota; Metazoa; Chordata; Actinopteri; Syngnathiformes; Syngnathidae
Exons: 7
Coding region: 326-877 (183 amino acids)
Source: RefSeq, a predicted model, not a curated record